AUGGCUACCAGAACAGACAGCGCGGACCAGAUCCAGAAGACGCCUUUUGUGAAAGAAUUGGCUGCAAGUGACCGGAAAACACGCGACAAGGCCCUAGAAUCGCUGUCUCGCUUUUUGCGCGCUCGCCGAGAUUUGUCUCUCUUGGAACUGUUGAAGAUUUGGAAAGGCCUGUUUUUCUGCUUCUACCACUCCGACCGUCCCCUCACCCAACAAGCGCUCGCCCGUGAGCUUUCAUACACCCUCGUCCCCAGCCUGCCGCGCGAGAGCCGACUGCGAUUCCUGCGCGCGUUCUGGAUUACCAUUGGUCGCGACUUCCAUGCUCUCGACCGGGUACGACUUGACAAGUACUUGUUCCUGAUCAGGUGUUACGUCGGUGUCGCUUUUGAGGUGUAUCUCAAGGGAAAAAUUAGUCCGUCUGAUAAUAACGGCAUCGCUGAAGACGGGCAAAAGAAGAGGAAAAGACAGGAUAAAAAAGAUAAAAAGGCGAAUGGGAAGAGAAGGAAGCAGAGCACCGAAGAAGAAGAGGAAGAAUCAACACAUCAUGAAGAAGAGGAAGAGGAAGAGGAAGACGGAACCGAGAAAUGGAGCGCGCUAGAGUCGUACAUCACCCUUCUCGAAAACGGACCUCUUUGCCCUAUCAACUUUGAUCCAACAGAAAACGACGGUUCCAAAAAGUCAGAGGAAGAUUCGAUACCAAUGCCGCAUGGGCCCGAUGGCCUGCGGUACCACAUCACCGAUAUCUGGCUCGAUGAGCUUGCCAAAGUCAUUGAUAAGGACGAGGACGGAUCUAAUGAAGUGGCCCUGAAGGAUCGCUAUGAUAUCCCCAUGGACCUAUUGCUGCGGCCCUUUGAGAAACUGAACAAGGAAAGCCCGACAAAGUCAGUCAGACAGAGGGCCUCAGAAGAGGUUCUGAAAGAUGAAAGACUGGUUCAAUGGGGGUUUAAAGAAAAAGUCGUCGAAGAUGAUAAUAGUGAAGAAGACGAAGACGAAGAAUGGGGUGGGCUGGAUGAUUAA
Messenger RNA from Talaromyces rugulosus, 1014 nucleotides. RefSeq lists its product as uncharacterized. The record is from RefSeq and is a predicted model, not a curated record. Gene Ontology annotation, biological process: rRNA processing. Gene Ontology annotation, cellular component: nucleus; preribosome, large subunit precursor; preribosome, small subunit precursor. The transcript is spliced from 3 exons. The coding region runs from base 1 to 1014 and encodes 337 amino acids. Lineage: Eukaryota; Fungi; Ascomycota; Eurotiomycetes; Eurotiales; Trichocomaceae.